CCCUAACUCGCCCGCCAAAACGCACCGCAAAGCUACGGGAGGGUCGCUACCUGCUCUAGAAGUCGCCCUCGGCCUGCACAGUGCCAGAGAGACAUUGUGAGUCUGCGCUCAUUGUGUACAGAACUGGUAUAAACAGCCAUCCUCUUCCAUAGGCAAGAUCCUCCCCUGAUCAGCAUCCAGCAUGGCUAACAUCUCAGCCCCUCCCCAUUCCUCCAACGCGCCGCGGGACGGCGAGCCCUGGUGCCAGCUGCUCUGCGACCCAAGCGCCGAAUCUCCCCAUCCUCCACCCACAGCACCCCUCUACCUCCUCCGCUGCUGCAACCACUACGUCUGCCGCAACUGUCUCACGGCCGAUCUUUUCUACGCCCCGCCGGAUAACGACAUCAUCGCUUGCGCCUUCUUCAAGUGUGAGCGCACCCUCGCAAUCGUGCUUCGGGAUCCUGUCGAAGAACUCGUUCUGAACUCGAAGGCCUACGAGAAAGCGGAGGAAUACCGAAAGGAUACGGAGAACGUUGUGAAUCCGAUUAUUGUGCUCAAUAACGAGGCGGAAGUGUUCAUGCGUAAGCUUUGGAACCGAAUGGCUCAGCUCAAUGCACCUGGUCUUGAAGACCUCGGCGGAGGAGAUCCCAUGGCUAAUUCAUGCUUUGCAGCGAUCAAAACCUGGUUCGGAGAGCAGGUCGUAUACGAGGACAUUACACCCGGGCGCUUCCUCCUCUCGCCGCUUGAGAUCCUGAAAGAGUUGCAGGAGGUCGUGGACAAACACCUUUUCGACUACGCGCUUGAGGUCGCUCCUGAACUAAUUGCAGUUGGGCGUAACCACGACGAGGAGGCGGUUGCGCAGAAGGAGAUGCUGAAGGCUGCUAUGAAAGACUAUACGCAGGUUGAGUGGAUGGACCGCGUCUGGACAGACUUCAUAGAGGCGCUACAGGUUUUGCUGCUUUGGCGGCACUUGGAGUGGUUCGAGGCUAUCAAGCACUUGGAGGUUCCUCGCGACUGAGACUUAGCCGGACGCUGAAGGCCGAUAC
Trematosphaeria pertusa is the source of this 1025-nucleotide messenger RNA. RefSeq lists its product as uncharacterized. The record is from RefSeq and is a predicted model, not a curated record. Bases 182 to 997 code for a protein of 271 amino acids. The transcript has a single exon. NCBI's taxonomy places the organism in Eukaryota, Fungi, Ascomycota, Dothideomycetes, Pleosporales, Trematosphaeriaceae.